AUGGCGGAGAUUCGCGCCUGGUUGGUCGAGGAAGUGUUGUUGUUGUGUAAGAGCCGGGCGGGGAAGGACGCGCUCAGGGAUGGCGGGGCCGUCGACGUUCUGGAGGGAUGGAAGGGGGAAGAGCAUGCACGCCGUAGUGAGCAUUCUGGAUCGGCGGGAGACACUGGUAAUCUCGAGGCAAAUACCGCAUCGAUGCACUUUUUUGUGGGAAGCCGUUUCGGUCGACCAAUAGAACGUGCACAACUGGAUUGUCAAGGGUAAUCAAACAGAGACCAUCCGAACCAAAUUCUUGAUAUUUGGUUCCGAUUUUUAGAUCGACACCAAAAAUUUGAUGAUUUGGUUGCACCGGUGGGGAUUUCAAUCGACAUCAAAUCAUCAAAUUUUGGUUGUUGGGGUAUUAAAUUCUACCGGUGGGGAUGCUCUCA
Chondrus crispus (carragheen) is the source of this 425-nucleotide messenger RNA. RefSeq lists its product as hypothetical. The transcript has 2 exons. Lineage: Eukaryota; Rhodophyta; Florideophyceae; Gigartinales; Gigartinaceae. The record is from RefSeq and is a predicted model, not a curated record. Bases 1 to 261 code for a protein of 86 amino acids.